CAGGCGCUCUACAAUUUAGUUUCUAAAAAGUCCGCUACGCACCUCCUGGAGCCUCCACUAUUUUUGAUCAAAAAGUGAGAUAGUGGUACCUGUGUAAAAAAAAGUCAAAAGUCAGUGGAAUGGUAUAAGAAAGUCUCACGAAAGGACAAGUAACUGAAGACUAAAUGGAUUGUGUGAAAUAAUUUGAAAGCAUGAUGGACCGUUUGUCAUUUGAAGGGAAACAAAUAGACGAUGUGUUUUAGGUUAAGUCUCGGUGAAAUUGCGAUUCUCGUGCGAUAUUUUAUUUUCGAAGAAGAUAUAAAAGAUUCUGUUAUUGCGAUUAAGCCACGUGGAUAAUUAAUCGCAUAAAUCCAUGUAUACGUGCGUACGUCUAUGUAGAAACGUUGAUUGGAAGCGCAUUUUGCGCUGCAAAGUUGCUCUCAAAAUUCCUAUCUAGUGUUGAUACCACUAUUUUUCUAUUAUGAAGAGACGACAGAGGAGGCCAGUCCUCACGCUUAAUAAGUCGCACAGCAACUACCACGUUGAACACACGCAAAACAGGUGUAAGCCAGCAGUGAGCAGUGUACAACCGGUGCAGAAUGAAUCGAAUAAUAAUCCUUUGGCCAAUUUACUGUGUCAGUACAAUUCCGACAGUGAUACAGAAGAUUCCAAGAAGGAUACUCAGAAAUUGGACGAUCAAGUCAACGACUUCUUUAAGGAAAUUCAACUUAUUGUACCGGAACAACCUGCCUCGAAUGCCACUAACAAUCCAAAUGUAACAUCCAAGGCAACUUCGCAACCCGCACAUACGAGUCAACAUACGUUAUGGCAGGAGUGUUACGACCAGGCCACUGGUUACCCUUACUAUUGGCACAUUGAGACCAACGAUGUACAAUGGGACAUGCCGGAGGAAUUGCGCUUAAUGAGAAAACAGUCGGAGGUGGGAUCUGGAGUAAAAUCUUCCAUUCAGGGAUCUCAUUGGGUGGACUUUUCAUCCAUCGCGUAUCGUCAGUCGCAGGCGAAUAUACCGGAAGGUAUGAUACCGCAGGAGGUGGUGGCGAGAAAUCGUAACAGAUUUCUGCACGAGACUCUCAAGAAAUCCAAUUCGGAGAGCAAACCGGAGAUUAAGAACGAGUCCCCCGCGAAAGACGACGAUUCGGACGAUGGUCGAAUAGAGAUGAUUACGUCUUUCGGUAGUGAUGGGAGCGACUCGGAGGAUGAGAAUUCCUCAGACGAGAAGAAGAUACCGAAGCAGAGUUCGUCAGAGUCAACCAAUUCCAAUUCUGUAUCGUAUCCAAAAAGUGGCAAGAUCGGGCCCGAAUUUUGUCCGAGAGAGAUGCAAUCGCCCACCAGGAAUUUGCCCCCGUACAAGCGUGACUUGAGCGUAUCUAAUUCGCCGAAUCAACCUGAGCAGUCUGACCAGCGAAAAACGGUUGAAUCCAAUGACAAAAGUUGCGCGGCGCAAGGAGAAAAGGAGUUUUCCAUGGAAAAUAAAAAAAAAAAAGAGAUCAAUGUGCAAAGCGCGAUGCCAAAGCUGGAUCUGAAGGUGUCCUUGGUGCCUGGUUACGGGGAUGAUUCCGACGGCGAGGAGGAAGUUAGACCGAAGCAGGAGAUGAAACCUCUGUUCCCGAUAUCGCAGGAUGAGGAGUACACGAGUGUAACGAAGUCGUUGAAAAAUGUCCACGACACUUUCGCGAAAGAUUCCAGCAACACACAGGGCGGUGAUCAUGGUAACGAUAGCGGCGGGGAUACUCAGGAGACGAAGGACGAUCACGAAAAAGCGGAGAAGAAGGAAUCGAAGUUCGACGAGGACAAAUCCAAAACGAAUAUAUUCCUCGAGGACAUGCAAGUGUGCGGCAAGGCCUUCCAAAGGAAGAAGCGAAUAGCAUUUGAUGUUACGUCCACUAAAGUCAAACGCAACAACGUUUAUCACGACAAUGCAGAUGAUAAUAACAGCGAUCUCGCAAGCAGUGAGACUACCUCGCGCAACACGGAGGACUGCGAUUAUCAGCUGACUACGGAAAAUCAGAAAGAAUCUGAUAAAGCAAGCGUGGAGGAGACGAAACAGUGCACUAGCGUUAAGCCCGAGGAUAAGCCUGAUUCCAAGGCUGAAUCGUGCGAGCAGGAAGUACCCGUGGAACAGAGCGCAGGACCGACCGCGGCCGAAGAAAGGGAUAACGGGGAAUUGAACGAUUUGGCUCAGAUCAUAGGAGAAAAAUUGAAGUUUCUAUCGGAGGGAAGAGAGAGCGUCUCUGCGGUUCAAACGAUGCAAAUACAACUACAAACGUUGUCUACUGCGUGGACGGCAGGUAGCUUAGAGGAAAGUUACUUUCAAAAGUGGUUGACUAGUACAAAUCAUGAAUUGGAAAGAUUAGAGCAAGAUGCAGCGCCAGAUGGUUGGCUGUGCCAGUGGGAUAGAUCGCAUAAGCGGUAUUACUAUCACAAUACAUCCACUGGGACGUCACAGUGGACUUAUCCAGACACCGGUAUUGCCGGUGGCACUGAGGAGAUGGAAUUGUGCACAACUCCUCCGCCACCAGAAUCGGAAGAGUUAUCAAUCACAGAAUCGCCGGGAACAAAGAAGGUGAGAGAGAAGCAGGCUGAAGAUACAGAUAUCAAAAUGGACGACGAAAACGCAGGAGAAAGACGUCCCAAGGAUGUAGAAGCACCACCUCCGCCACAGAUAUCUAAUCCGAGUCCACCACCGCCCCCGAGGAUAUUCGCGGAAGAUCUGAAAAAGGAUAAAAAGAAGAGGGAGAAACCUGACGAGAAAGUCUUUGACGUGAAGAGAAGACGCCUGGGAAAAGACAGAAUAACAAGCCUGGAAACAACUCAGGCGAUAAAUCCCGCCUUGGAGUCCCUGUCGUACGCGCAUCCACAGGCGGCUGUAUCACCUCAGACCUCGAUACCCUCGAAUCACGCGAGCAUGGAGCCCUUGCCACCGGGUGUGGACCUGCCGGACACAUCCUACGAAGCCGCUACUCUUAAAGGGAUAAUAUAUAAUGCGGCGUCGCAGCAAAGUAACGCGGCGAUUUACGCGUCUCCCAUCACCGAUCCGACGAUACCAAUUCUGAGCCAUCAGGCGGGCCUUUUGCAGGAGCCAUCUUUUGUCCAUUAUCCAGCCUUUCAUCAGCACCUGCAUAAUCAGACAAUCGCAGUCGCGAACAAACACGGUGGCCAGAGUGCGAUCCAAUUCAUGAUGGGAUACGCACCGAUCUACACGAACAAUAAAAUAAUCGCCAAACCGCCGGUGAAGGCCUCGAAGGAGUCCCUGGGAUCGGCCAUCAAUUCCUUCUACAACGACAUCGCGCGCAUCGAGAGAACGGAAACUGAGCGGACGGGGCAGCAUCAGGACGCUGUCGCAGCCACUACCUCCGCUGUGGCAACUACCACUGCUGCGGUAAUGGAACCAGCAUCCAUUCCAAGUGAGGAAACGAAGCUGGAAACUGAAUCGGAAACUACGUCCAGCGCAGAAACAACGACGAAGGAAAAGAAGAAGAAGAAGAUGGCGAGAAUCGGCAUCAGCAAGAAGCACAAAGAGAUGUCGAAUAUGGUGGCCAAAUGGCAGAGGGUACAAAAAAAUCUAGAAGAUGCCGUGUAAAUAAUAGAGAUCGAGUGAAUAAGACAAUGAAUUAUAGCACGAUAAUAUUGUAUAGCUCAGUGAUUUCGGCAGUUUCGUUGUACAUACAUGCAUUGUGUUAGACACAUUUUUCUUUAUUGUGAGAUCUUCCUUUUUUUUAUGUACGUUCAAAAGGAUAUAACAAUUGUUUGCGACAAGAUCACUCAAACGUCAAACGCAGUACUUACUUCUCGCUUGACUGCUAUACGCAUGUUUUGCGAUUUGUCGCGCGGUUUUGUGAUAAUUUUCAUGAUUGAAGGAAACGAUCAUUUAUCAUUAUUUUACACAUUUGAAUAGUAGAAUUCAAAAGUAUGCGCGUAUUUUUAUAACUGAAUAGGCUGCUUUUUCAAUGCCGAAAGAGAUAUCGAAUCAGUGUAAAUGUGAAGAAGAAAAAUGUUUAAAAACUUGCAAGAAUUGUGAAGGAUAUGUAAUUGAAAGUCAAUUAUAUAGAAAAAUACAAUUAUUGCAGAAAAU
This is a messenger RNA of Ooceraea biroi (clonal raider ant), 4072 nucleotides long. Its product is annotated as formin-binding protein 4. NCBI's taxonomy places the organism in Eukaryota, Metazoa, Arthropoda, Insecta, Hymenoptera, Formicidae. Gene Ontology annotation, molecular function: protein binding. The record is from RefSeq and is a predicted model, not a curated record.